Messenger RNA from Triticum urartu, 2020 nucleotides. Its product is annotated as putative protein phosphatase 2C 64. Lineage: Eukaryota; Viridiplantae; Streptophyta; Magnoliopsida; Poales; Poaceae. Gene Ontology annotation, molecular function: protein serine/threonine phosphatase activity. Gene Ontology annotation, biological process: protein dephosphorylation. The record is from RefSeq and is a predicted model, not a curated record.
UGGGAGUAAAACAACAGAGCAGCUACUAGCAGUGAGGUCGUCGUGGGCGUGUCGGGAGCGCCCACGCCGUCGCACGCCAUCAACCAGGGGCCUCUCCCUCCGUGCGCCUGCCGCCCGGAGGACUGGACGGAGGUGGCUGUCUGCCUGCCUCUCGGCGUGCGUGCGCGUGUGCGUGUGUGUCACUGCCGCAGCGCAAUAAAUAAGCAACCCUCCGUCCCGACCUAGCUCGUUUCUCUCCUCUCGCCUCGUCCAUGGGAUGACGGGGCCGCCUUGACUUUUCGUGCCCAUGUUGAGUGCCGCAUCUGCGACUCCCGGCUCCUCCUGAGACAAGCAAGAAGAAAGAAUCCUUCUUCCCUCUUGCACCGGGCGCCGGCAAGCUCUUGCGGCGCGUUUCUUGCUGGCUGGCAUUGCUGGUGCGCGAUGGGGAACUGCGCGGCGAGGGGGGACACGGCGGUCACGGCGGCCGGCGCGGCCGGCGAGGACGGGAAGAGGCGGCGGAGGAGGUGGAAGGCGCCGCGGGAGGACCAGCUGGGGACGGUCCCCGGCCGGAUCUUCUCCAACGACGGCCGCAGCCGCACCGCCUCCGUCUUCACGCAGCAGGGCCGCAAGGGGAUCAACCAGGACGCCAUGCUCAUCUGGGAUGGGUUCGGCGGGGAGGAGGACGGCGUGUUGUGCGGGGUGUUCGACGGCCACGGGCCGCACGGCCACCUGGUGGCGCGCAGGGUGCGGGACUCGCUGCCGCUCAGGCUCAUGUCCGCCGCGCGCGCCUCGCCCAAGACCGGGCUCGACAUGCCGGCCGCCGCCUGGAGGAAGGCCUUCGCGCGCGCCUACAAGGCCAUGGACAAGGACCUCCGCUCCCACCCCGCCCUCGACAGCUUCUGCAGCGGCAGCACCGCCGUCACCGUCCUCAAGCUCGGCACGGACCUUUACAUGGCCAACAUCGGGGACUCGCGCGCCGUCCUAGGCUCCAGAGACGCCGCCGCCGGCGGCAUGGCGGCCGUGCAGCUCACCGUUGACCUCAAGCCCGACGUCCCCAGCGAGGCGGAGCGGAUCAAGAAGUGCAGGGGCAGGGUGUUCGCGCUGCAGGACGAGCCGGAGGUGCCGAGGGUGUGGCUUCCGUUCGACGACGCGCCGGGCCUGGCCAUGGCGCGGGCGUUCGGGGACUUCUGCCUCAAGGACUACGGCGUCAUCUCGGUGCCGGACUUCUUCCACUGGCCUCUCACGGACAAGGACCAGUUCGUCAUCCUCGCAUCCGACGGGGUCUGGGAUGUCCUAAGCAACCAAGAGGCUGUCGACAUAGUGUCCUCGUCCCCAAGUCGGUCAAAGGCGGCAAGGACUCUUGUCGAGGCAGCUAACCGUGAAUGGAAAACCAAGUACCCAACAUCCCGGACCGACGACUGCGCGGUCGUUUGCUUAUAUUUGGAUGGCAAAAUGGACCAUGAGCGUGAUUCGACCGCGUCCAUGGAUAACAUCAGCAUCGAGGAUGAUUCAGUCGCAGACCCUAACGAAGCGCAGGAGCAACAGGAGCCCGCCUUAACUCGCAAUUUCACAGUUAGGACAGUCCCGGGGAGUGCUCAGGAGAAAGCCUUGGCGGGCGCAGACGCCAAGGUUUCCGGUGGAGCCGACGAUCACAACUGGUCGGGCCUCGAUGGGGUGACGCGGGUGAACUCGCUCGUUCAGCUUCCCAGGUUCUCCGAGGAGAAGGCGGUCAGUUGACGACGAGCCGUCCCACCAUUCUAGUAUUCUUCUCUCCCCCCUUGUUGUUUGUUGCUCUGCGUUUAGGGUAGUGGUCAGUUGUUUCAGGGAAAAUUGUAGAAAUGGAACAGGCUUCUGAUUUGCUGUUGUGCUUCACUGCCUAGCAAGCCUUCCGUUGCUGUGCUUGGAAUUCGAGCUGUUGCCCCUUUUUACCCCACCAAAACUGUAUAUCUUGAAUGACAAAAGGCUCACAUUUUUCGGGUGUCGCUCGAUUAUUUAUGAAGAUUGGGGGGCGCGCCUCGAGGACGAAAAUCAGUAUUGCAUA